This is a messenger RNA of Coccomyxa subellipsoidea C-169, 1818 nucleotides long. RefSeq names its product TPR-like protein. The record is from RefSeq and is a predicted model, not a curated record. Gene Ontology annotation, biological process: cell division. NCBI's taxonomy places the organism in Eukaryota, Viridiplantae, Chlorophyta, Trebouxiophyceae, Coccomyxaceae. The transcript is spliced from 14 exons. The coding region runs from base 1 to 1818 and encodes 605 amino acids. Gene Ontology annotation, molecular function: protein binding. Gene Ontology annotation, cellular component: anaphase-promoting complex.
AUGGCCAUGCUUACAGACGUUAAGCGCACAGAGCUACGACGCUCCCUCGUCGACCUGACUGACAGAGGCCUGACAGCUGCAGCAAAAUGGGCUGGCGAGCAGCUGGCAGGUCUGCCAGAGCCAGAUGGGAAGCACCCGCCUGCACGCAGCGCCAGGCAGAGCCGAGCAGGCUCCAGCGGAGCAGCAUCACACCAUGCAGAUGGAGAUGACGAUGCCUACCACUUCGCCAAGUCACUCUUCGACAUGAAGGAGUAUAGAAGGGCUGCGCACGUGCUAAAGGGGGCGAGCGGGCCGAGGGCGGUCUUUCUGAGGGGCUACUCCACCUAUUUGGCAGGGGAGAAGCGCAAGGAAGAAGAGCGGAUCGAGUCUGCCGGGCUGCUCGGCAAGGAAGGCGCAGCUAAUAAGGAGCUAGAGUUGCUGGAGAGCGAGCUGCAGGCUGCCACCCGGGACCCUCAGACCGCCGACCCCUUCCUGCUCUACCUGUACGGCCUCGUGCUCAGCGACAGGGAGCGGCGGGCCGAGGCUCGGGAGGCGCUGCUGCGAAGCGUGCACGGCUAUCCAUGCAACUGGUCGGCCUGGCAAGCGCUGGCGGCUGCGGCCGCGCCGGGGCAGGAGCUCGCACCGGACGCGGAUGCAUCGAUGCCGCGGCACUGGACUCGCGAAUUUCACCUCGUCCACAUCUGCCUCGAGACCCAGGAGAACGAUGAAGCCCUCGGCCGCCUGCAGAGCCUGGCGGCGCAAUUCCCCGGCAGCGAGUGGGUGACUAAUGCCACUGCGACGGCGCAGUACAACCUGCGCAACUUUGACGAGGCCCAGGAGCUGUUCGAAGACCUGCUCGAGCGCGACCCCCACCGCAUCGAGGGCAUGGACGUUUACAGCAAUAUACUGUACGUGAAAGAGGCCUUUGCAGCGCUGAGUCACCUGGCGCACAGGGUCUCCAUGGCCGACAAGUACCGCCCCGAGAGCUGCUGCAUCGUCGGCAACUACUACUCCCUCAAGGGACAGCACGAAAAGGCGGUGCAGUACUUUCGGCGUGCGCUGAAGCUGAACCGGAACUACCUGUCCGCCUGGACGCUCAUGGGUCACGAGUACGUGGAAAUGAAAAACCCGCCCGCCGCCAUAGAGGCGUACAGGCGGGCAGUGGAUUUAAAUCCUCGGGACUACCGUGCAUGGUACGGGCUGGGGCAGACGUACGAGCUGCUGCACAUGCCAUUCUACGCACUCAACUACUUCCGCCGAGCCACCCAGCUGCGCCCUCACGAUGCCCGGAUGUGGAUAGCGAUGGGGCAGUGCUACGAGCACGAGCAGCUCAGCAUGGCACCCGCCGCAAUCCGCUGCUACCACCGCGCCCACGACUCCGGAGACCGCGAAGGCAUAGCGCUGCACAAGUUGGCGCGGUGCUACGAGCGGGGCAAGGACCUGGACGCGGCUGCUCGGUGCUACGAGGCGAAUCUGGCGCGUAUUGACGCUGAGCAGCUGCAGGGACAGGACGCGCCCGACGCCCUCCUCUUCCUCGCAACCUACAAAAAGAACGCUGGGGAGCUGGCGGCGGCUGAGGGGUUGUGCCUGCGGCUGCUGGACUUUGGAGCCGCCUCCAAGGAGAGGGCCAAGGCGCUGCUCAGAGAAAUCCGCUCCAUGCAGGUGGCGGGGAGCGCGUCUGCAAUGGCGUUGGCGGCUGCCAGCCUGGCGGACGACGAUGACAUGGCGCAGUGGGACCCUGCCGAAGAUAUGGCGAUGACCCCCGGAUCCAUGGGAGGCGCGCCGCACGAAGGCUCGCUCACCCUUGACACCGCCUUCGACAUAUCUCCCCAGUACUAG